AUGGGCGCACCGGGCGGCGGACUCUCGCGCGAUGCCGCGGUCGAGCACACGGGGAUCGGGAGCGCGGCGGGGCAGGGCGCCUUCCGCACGUGCGAGCGGCACAUCCAGGCGGUGUUCGACGCCGCGAUCAGGAACAAGAGCGACAAGGACCGACGCCAACGGCGCCCUCUGGCUGGCUGGGCGCCUGCCCGCGACCGACGACGGCGAGGACGACCGCGCCACGCUGCAGGACCGGCUGCGCCAGAGGUGGGACGGCGCGAAGAUGGACGAGGC
Molecule: messenger RNA, 273 nt
Organism: Prorocentrum cordatum
Lineage: Eukaryota; Dinophyceae; Prorocentrales; Prorocentraceae
Source: the annotation of a GenBank genome assembly